AUGGAAGGGAAAAAUCAGAGCUUUGUGACCACAUUCAUCCUCAUGGGAAUUCCUCAUCCACCUGAAUUAGAAACUGCCCUAUUUGGAAUAUUCUUAGUGGUCUAUGCACUCACUUUGGUGGGAAACCUCCUUAUCUUAUUGGUGAUUAAAGUAGACUCCCACCUUCGUACCCCAAUGUACUAUUUCCUGGCUAACCUUUCAUUCAUUGACACAUGGUUCUCCACUGUCACUGUGCCCAAGAUUCUUAUGGGUCUCUUUUCUACAGAUGGUGGAGCCAUUUCUUUCCACAGUUGUGCAGCUCAGCUUUAUUUUUUUCACAUUCUUGGGGGCACUGAGUGUUUUCUCUACACAGUUAUGUCCUAUGACCGCUAUGUAGCUAUCACUUUCCCUCUGCGCUAUGCCACCAUGAUGAGUGGGAAAACUUGUGCCCUUCUAGCUGGGGGUACAUGGCUCACUGGUGGCCUUCUUGCUGCUCUCCAAACUAUCCUGACCUUCCGUCUUCCAUAUUGUGGACCCAACCAGAUUCAACAUUAUUUAUGUGAUGCACCUCCCAUUCUCAAAUUGGCUUGUACAGACACCUCAGUCAAUGAGAUGGUAAUUUUUGUCAACAUUGGAGUGCUGACUAUUGGCUGUUUCUUUCUAAUUUUUCUUUCCUAUGUAUCUAUUAUCCGUGCUAUACUGAAGAUCAGCACAGCAGAGGGCAGAUACAAAGCAUUCCAGACCUGUGCCUCCCAUUGCAUUGUGGUCCUCUGCUUCUUUGGACCAUGUCUUUUCAUAUACUUGAGACCAGGUUCUAAAGAUGCUGUGGAUGGAAUUGUGGCUAUUUUUUAUACUGUGCUCACACCUAUGCUAAAUCCUCUGGUAUACACAUUGAGGAACAAGGAAGUGAAGACAGCUCUACUUAGGCUACAGAAAAGAGGAGUUUUUUCUAAAGGGAAAUAG
Monodelphis domestica (gray short-tailed opossum) is the source of this 942-nucleotide messenger RNA. RefSeq names its product olfactory receptor 10G9-like. Gene Ontology annotation, molecular function: olfactory receptor activity; G protein-coupled receptor activity. Gene Ontology annotation, cellular component: membrane. The record is from RefSeq and is a predicted model, not a curated record. Gene Ontology annotation, biological process: G protein-coupled receptor signaling pathway. NCBI's taxonomy places the organism in Eukaryota, Metazoa, Chordata, Mammalia, Didelphimorphia, Didelphidae.